Messenger RNA from Gossypium arboreum, 702 nucleotides. RefSeq lists its product as uncharacterized. The record is from RefSeq and is a predicted model, not a curated record. The transcript has a single exon. Lineage: Eukaryota; Viridiplantae; Streptophyta; Magnoliopsida; Malvales; Malvaceae. The coding region runs from base 1 to 702 and encodes 233 amino acids.
AUGAGCACUAGAGGUACUCGUGGCAGAGGCCACGGCAGAGGCCGUGGUGGUGCUCGGGCUGGGUCUUCAUCUUCUGGACACCAGCCUAACGAAGAAGUUAGAGAAGCACCAGUUUCACCUAUGGAUGAGACAGGGUCUCAAGACCAAGCAGCUGGGGACGAUGCACUAUCCCAAGCAAUGUUGAGGAUUCUAGAAAGGCUCGUUAGGCUUGGUUCUGGUAAUAUGGGUCGUGGAUCGGUUACAAAACGACUCAGGUCUAAUGGGGCAGAAAUAUUUAGGGGUAUCGAUGGAGUUACCCUGAAUGUAGCUGAAUAUUGGAUUGAUGCUACAGAAAGAAUCAUGGAUGACCUUGACUGCACCCUUGAUCAAAAGCUAAAAGGUACAGUAUCUCUUUUGAGGGACAAGGCCUAUCAGUGGUGGCUUACCAUCAAUGACGGCACUCAAGCUGAUCGUUUGACCUGGGAGGUUUUCAAGACUACUUUCCAGGCUAAGUAUGUGGGUGCCAGCUAUGUGGAUGCCUGUAGAAGGGAAUUUCUAAAUUUAACUCAGAGAGUUAAGACAGUGGCUGAAUACGAGGCUGAAUUUUUACGACUGAGUCGUUUUGCACGUGAGAUGGUUGCAACAGAGUACGAGCAGUGUGUUCGAUUUGAAGAUAGCCUCAGAGAUGGUUUAAAGGUUCUAAUAGCUCCUCAGAGGGAGUGA